AUGGAGAAUAUCGAGCGUGUCUUCGUGCUCCUACUUCCCGAGUCGGGCUCACCACUGCUCACGUUGGCGUCCGUGCUCCGCAGUACUGCGCACCCAAACUCGACUCCUGUCUGGACUGAGUUUUGGGAAGGUAGUGCAUCUCACAAGGCUAUUACUAUGCCGUCCGGAGAGUUGUACGACGUCUGGUACCCCGCCUCGCGAUCUCAGUUGUCGCACUGUGAAACAGCGCGGCGUGACUGGGGCUUGGACUGGCGUGGACCUUUGCUGAUAGCGCGUCUCGAUGAGACCAACGCUUCGGUGCACGUAGGAAUCGAGCCGGAAUGUGAGUGGCAGUCACAAUUGGCAAAGGAUGCCGCGAGGUAUCUUAUACAGGAGUACGACAUGAACAUGAGACGCACAUGGUCAUGGAACGUGGUAGAGGAUGACGACGAAGAAGUCGAGGCACAAGAAGGGCAGGACGAGGAAGAGGAUCUGGAUGCCGAGAUUUCAGAUAUUGAAGAAGGCGUGGACGAAGAUAGCGCGGACGAAGAUAAUAUUGACGAGACUACCGUGGAAGAGAGUGGAGACAGGAUCGAAAGCGAGGAUUUGUGA
Messenger RNA from Peniophora sp. CBMAI 1063, 591 nucleotides. The record is from the annotation of a GenBank genome assembly. NCBI's taxonomy places the organism in Eukaryota, Fungi, Basidiomycota, Agaricomycetes, Russulales, Peniophoraceae.